GACAUUAUUAGCCCACAAUGAAAACAAAAAGGAUAAACUUUUUUUUGAACUUUUACGCACUCUAAAACUUACGAAAAAUCUCUAAACCCUUUAUGGGGAUGGUGACAAGGAAUCAUUCGUCUUAUAUACCCUUCUUCCUUAAGAAGGAAAAAUGACCGACAUGCUUGAAGAAAUGAAAAGGGAGGUAUAUGCGUUUAGUGCUUUCCCAAUCUCCUUUUACUAAUCGUCCAUAGAUUACCAUAAAAUGAUCCUGAGCCCACUCUUUGAAACCUCAUUGAGUGUGUUUUAAGUAUAACAUUUCUGUUUUUUUUGUGUGUGCGAGUGUGGUGUUAUAAUCGAAUCCCACCGUAAAAUUUAUUCCUUUAAUCCAACACUACCUAAAAGAAAACGAGACCUCUUAAGCGAAAUGCUUCCCCUAUCUCUUUAUUUAAAGACCCUGUCACAUUCCUUCAUUGCAUUCUCAUUUUUUUCGUUACUAAAAAAGUCUGUUAACACGAUCGAAAGAGUUUACAGAAUUAUUGUAAGCGGCAAACUACAUAUUCCACUAGCGGUGUAUCGUGUACUACACCACCUUUGUUGUAUAUAUACUUAAAAGUUCACUGUAUCCUCCCUUGAAAACUUAAUAAAAACUAUUGCUCCUAUUUUUAAAAUAUCACUCAUUGAUUUUGACUUUUUGCAUUUAUGAUUAAGAGGGUGUGUGUUUAUAUAUGUAGACAUCAACUUAGUGAUAUUAUCUUUUCCUUCCUCUAUCUCCACGUUUUGUAUUGUCUUUGAGUUAAAUCGUAAACUAGUUGCACGGUGCAUCGCUAACGGCGAUUGGGAGAUCAACCAAUCGGGUAGUGAAAUAUAUAUAAAUAUAUUCUAUUACUGCUAUCCAAUAACCUCAUUAGAAUCUUAUGGUGGUAUGCAUUUUACCUUUUCUAUGCACUGUA
This is a messenger RNA of Phytomonas sp. Hart1, 932 nucleotides long. NCBI's taxonomy places the organism in Eukaryota, Euglenozoa, Kinetoplastea, Trypanosomatida, Trypanosomatidae. The record is from the annotation of a GenBank genome assembly.